AUGUUCAUAGACAGUGAAGCAAAAAGUUUAUACAAUGUCAUUGAAAAUUUUGAAAGAAAAAUAAUAUAUUUAUCUUUUAUAAACGAGGAGAUAUUAGAAAAAUUGAAUGAACAUGAUAUUAGCACCAUUCCUGAGGAUUUUCUUUUAUAUUUCAAGGACAUAAUAAAAUUAAACAAAUUAUAUGAACACAGUGAUAUAUUAAAAAAUAAUAUAGAAGAUGAUAUAGAAGGAGAUGACGAUGUAGAUGAUGAAAAUAUCUGUGUAAAUAAAGAACAUGAAGAUUUGUUGGAUAAAAUAAAAAAAUAUUGUAUAUGUUUGUAUAAAAUAUUUAAUGAUAAUGAUAAUCUUUAUACAAUAUUAAAUAAAAUGAAAGAUAAAGAAAAUCAUGACUUUUCUAAAUUUUUUUACAUCAUCAAAGAUAUAAAGAAUAUUUUUCAAACAAAGUUUCAAACUAGCGCUUUAGAAAAAAUGAAAGGUAUAGAAAAUAUGAAUAAAUUAAAAGAUGAAGAACAAAAAAUCCAAGAAGAAGAAAAGAAGUUAAACGAUGAAUUAGAAAACAUAAGAAAAGAAAGUCAUAAAGAAUUAAAUGAACUAGAAGAAUGUUUAAAAAAAAAAGAAAAUGAAUUAGAACACUUAAAAAAAUCUUCACAAGAAAAUUUACAACAGUUAUUAAAUAUGUUACCAUUAAAUGAUAUCUCUGAUAAUUUAGAACAUAUAAAUAUAUUAUUUGAAAAAACAAAAAAUAUAUAUGAAAAUAAAAUAAAAUUAUAUCAAGAUCAAGAAAUAAGUUUAGUCAAAAAAAAUAAAUUAUUAGAACUGGAUAUAGAAAAUUAUAUCAAUCUGAUAGACGACCAAAUUAAAACCCAAGACAACGAAAUUGAAAAAUAUACAAUGGAAUUAAAGAAAAAUAAAAUAACAGAAAAAGAUUUAGACAGUAUUCUUCUGAGAAAACAAAAUGAAGAAAGUGAAAGAUGUUUUAUAUAUGAACUAACAGAAAAAAGAAAUAUGAUAAUUCAAAAAAAAGAUAAUAUGAAUAACGAAGCUGCUGUAUUAAUUCAGUCUUAUAUAAGGGCCGUAAAAGAGCGCAAUUUAUUUAGUGAGCAUGAGAAAAAAAAAAAAAGUAGAAAAAAAAAAAAAUAA
This is a messenger RNA of Plasmodium adleri (nom. inval.), 1140 nucleotides long. RefSeq names its product pre-mRNA splicing factor, putative. NCBI's taxonomy places the organism in Eukaryota, Apicomplexa, Aconoidasida, Haemosporida, Plasmodiidae. The record is from RefSeq and is a predicted model, not a curated record. The coding region runs from base 1 to 1140 and encodes 379 amino acids. Gene Ontology annotation, molecular function: protein binding. The transcript is spliced from 4 exons.